Sclerotinia borealis F-4128 is the source of this 2574-nucleotide messenger RNA. The record is from the annotation of a GenBank genome assembly. Lineage: Eukaryota; Fungi; Ascomycota; Leotiomycetes; Helotiales; Sclerotiniaceae.
AUGUCAGAUACUACUGUAUUUGAUACAUCUGCUCUACCCAAAGACAUCAGUAUGUCGGAUACUGCAUUUGGUGGUGGUGAUGGUACACCGACUCCAUUCACCUUCAAUUUCCAAGCUCCCACCGGAGGAUCCAGCCCAUCUAUAUUGCCUGAUAAUGCCCUCGAGCUCAAGGAGAAGCCGGAACUGCUACAGACGCAGUACGAUUCGGUCGUCAAGGAAAAAGAUGCCGCCAGAGCCCAAAUCCACUUGGAGCAGGCGGAAGUCGAAUGUCUCAAACCCAUCGCUGAGAAAUCCAAAAGCCGUGGGAACCUACAUAAUGAGAUCAGGAGGCUUAAGCAAGGUCUCAAAGUAGCCAAUGAACAGACGAAGAAGGAUGCUAUAGGUCUCAAGGAGGCCAAAGAUGAGUUGGAAAGAUUGGCUUCAUACCAGACAGAAAACGACAAUCUGAAACGUCAGCUAGCGGAGCAGCUCAAAGCCACAACGAAAAUUAAUUCCACUGCAACAUUCGAGCGCAACAAUGCACGAAAGGAAUUGGUAAACCUUCGCAUUCAAAAACUGCAAUUAGAUGUCAAUAUCAAAAAGCAGAUUAAGGAACGUAAUUCGAUCAUGGCAGAGCGCAAUAAAGCUAGAGCUGAGGCCAGUGUAGCUUUGAGUCGAGUUGAAAGUCUAACAACCAAAGUCGCAACUAGGCUGCGCAGAAAUACUCCGCUACCCAUUUUUCUAUUAUCCGCCCCGCAAACGGAGGACCCGCGGGGGACCCGCCAGGCCAAUAAUCCGCCCCGCGGGUACCCGUUGCGCAGCCUAGUCGCAACCCUUCGCGAUCAAGCUGGACUUCAGGAGGAAGCUAAAUCUGAGGUCACCAAAGCUCAGAAUCAAGCUGUCGUAGCUCUGGAGACUCAAAUCGAAACCAUUCGCGACCAAGCUCAAACCAAAUUAGCGACUCUUCGGGAGGAAGCUAAAUCUGAGGCCACCAAAGCUCAGAAUCAAGCUACAGGCCUUCGCAAUCAGGCCAUAUUCCUUAAUCGCAACAUCGCGAGUUAUAAGGCGCAGAUUGCCGCAGUUUGUUCUCAAUGUAAGGAGAUGGAACAAAGCCGUGUUGAUGAACUUAAUCUCCAAAACGAUAUUCUCAGUCAGCAGAUUAAGCAACUUGUGCAAGACAAACUCAAUCUCGAGACGGCUUCACGCGACAGAGAUGUAGCUGCUCAAGCCGCCAAUGAGGCGCUUAGUACUACCAUCCAUGAAUCUUCCAAGCAACUAGAGAAGCUUGAAGAGAGAGCCAAAGCUCUCGAAGCUGAGAAAUUCGAUCUUUUAAAUAGCCAUCAAACCACAGUCUCCGUCCUUGAAGUGACUCUUGAAGCAAAGCUUGUAAGCAUUUCCGACUCUCGCCAUUCUGCAGAUGGCGCAAUUGGUCUCCUCAACGCGGAGAUCUCUUCUCUCCGGAAUGAUCUGGAAAGCACCCGGGGCGCCUCCCGGGAUGCUGCAAACUUGUCGAGUUCUAUCGAUACUCUUCGCGGCGAAAUUGCCCUCGCCCAAGAGUCCCUUGACAAUGCCAUCCAGAAAGGUAAGGAGGCAGAGAAUAAUCUGGCCAAGAAGGAAACGGAGCUUACUCGAGAGCAGGCUGCUCAUGCAGCAACCAGAAAUUUGCAUACUCGUACGGUUAAGGUUAAGAGUCUUUCGCUAGACAAAUCUACUAAUAGCAGUGUUGCAAAAGUUCAUGAGCAGGAACAAACUAAUCCUGUCGUUCAUCCGGGGAGAUUGUUUGAACUGGAGGAAGAUGAUGUGCCUCCAUCAUCGUCUCCAAUCGAAUCUCUGGAAACCGCGCCUGGUCUGUUCUUUUCUACGAUUAAUUCCGUGGAAGUCACUCCUGUCUGCGAGGAGCCUGCCAGCUCCGAGACUGUUGUCGACCUGCCAGCGAUGGUUGCAGAGCAACCAAAGAUUACCGAAGCACCUAUCCCUGUGACCAAGGUCAGAGUGGCAGUGGCCGCUCAUAGACCUGCUCGUAGAAAUGCUUCAAGCAUUCUUCGCCUGUGGAUUGUCCUCCCCGUUUUGUUUGUGGUGGCGCUGAUUAAUAUCUCCAUAAAUGUAACUCCUGUUACAUCCGGUCCAAUCGGUCUAAUUGAAGCAGUGCCUGCUGCUUCGAUGACCCCUCCUGUUUCGAUGACCCCUCCUCCUGUUUCGAUGACCUCUCCUCCUGGUCCGAUGCCGUCCCCUCCAGCUUCGAUGACUCUCUCUCUUGUGAUGGAGACGUUUGUCCCGGCUUCAACGGCUUCUAGUAUGGAUACUGCGCCCACAGCCUCUUUAGAAGAGCCUACUUCUAAAGAGGUUGCCGCUCCCCCCGUGUGGGGAGGAGGAUCCCUUGCCCGGGUCCUCUAUCCUACUAGAAUGCUGCGUGUUGGGGAGCAGAUAUUAGAGACGACACACUGUUAUUGGAAUUUCCUGGAGGUCGCUGUCCUCCGCCGUGUUGCGAUUUUUUUCGCUCGCGGUUGUUCGACUUCGUCGUCCUCGACAAGCUCCCACUGUUACACCAUGCUUGCUUUAAGUCAUUGGUUCAGUCCAGGAGGAUCCAUUUACUAG